AUGGUAGGCGAUUUAUUUUGCUCCACACGCAAUACGCUCAAACUGCGUAAGGACCAACAAAAUCGUAUGCAGAACCGUGCAUCGCCAUACCUCAAGAUACGACCAUCGGCCCUGCUCACGUCUCGCUUUCUAGGAGCGGUCUCACACAACGAUACAGAACGGGUGAGAGAAAUGAUACAGCAAGGCAUGUCUCCAAACACGUUCGACAGCUAUUUCAAUCGAUCGGCGUUACAUAUUGCCUGCAGCAGAGGUUUUCGGGACAUUGUACGAAUUCUGCUCGAGAAUGGAGCCAAUCCGAACAUAAGGGAUAAAAAUUUGAACACCCCACUCCAUCUGGCCUCCAGCACGGAAAGCGUGGAAGUAGUGCAGCUGCUGUUGGACUACGGUACUAACGUUUUGUUGCGCGAUUCGAACGGUUUACUAGCACUGGACUUUUCCAUCGGGAAGCUGCGACUGUCGGAGCGUAUCAUAUCGAAAAUGCAAAAGCUAACACAGAGCGACAUACACAAACAUCGGGAAAAAACGGCCGAAAUAUGCGAACGAAUCUUUACCGUGUUCAAGCAGCAGAUCCGGAACAUCGAUCCACCGAGCCUGGGCCUGGACGAGGCAAUGCUGGAACAGAUGCUGAACGAUUUCUCCAAACAGCUUGGCAAGGUGCGGCAGCGCAAAAUAGAUCUCGACUCGAUCGUCGAUCAAAUCAGUAAUCUUAAGGUGAAGAGUGAGAUUGAUAGCGAUGUUAGCUCGUUGCUAUCAACGUUGCAACAGUUCACACUGUAA
Molecule: messenger RNA, 777 nt
Organism: Anopheles maculipalpis
Lineage: Eukaryota; Metazoa; Arthropoda; Insecta; Diptera; Culicidae
Product: ankyrin repeat domain-containing protein 54-like
Exons: 1
Coding region: 1-777 (258 amino acids)
Biological process (GO): positive regulation of protein catabolic process; protein ubiquitination
Molecular function (GO): protein binding
Source: RefSeq, a predicted model, not a curated record